AUGUAUAGGGUGAGUUACCUGGAGAAGAAGGUGACAGAGCUGGAGAAUGACAGUCUGGCUAAUGGAGACCUCAAGUCUAAACUCAAACAGGGCAACACCCAGCUAGUACACAGGGUUCAUGAGUUGGAGGAGCAGCUGAAGGACCAGGAGAGCAGAGCAGAACAGACCCUGCAGGAAGAGACACAUAGACACAGAGAGACCUACUGCAAGAUGGAGAGAGACAAGAACACUGACAUAGAGCUGCUCAGUAACAGAGUUCAGCAGCUGGAGGAGGAGAAUGGAGAGAUGAUGAACGUGUGUAAACUGAAGUCUCAGACUGAGAAACUAGACCAGGAGAAGCAGCGUAUGACAGACCUUGAGGACACCAGUCUGAGGCUGAAGGAUGAGAUGGACCUCUACAGGAAGAUGAUGGACAAGCUGUGGCAGAACAGACAUGAAUUCCAGAAGGAGAGAGAGGCCAUGCAAGAGUUGAUAGAGGACCUGCGUCGGGAGUUGGAGCACCUGCAGCUGUUUAAGCUGGGUUCAGAGGCGGGGCGGGGGGCGGGGCUAUCAGAAUACAACGCCAAGACACGGGAAAUAGAGAUGGAGCAUGAGGUCAAGAGACUCAAACAGGAGAACUUUAAGCUGCGGGACCAGAACGAUGACCUGAACAGUCAGAUCCUCAGUCUGAGUCUGUAUGAAGCUAAGAACCUGUUUGCCAGCCACACCAAGGCCCAGUCACUGGCUGCUGAGAUAGACAACGCUUCUAGGGACGAGUUGGUGGAUGCUCUGAAGGAACAGGAGUGUGUUAACUUCCGUCUGAGACAGUAUAGGAAAAAUCAUCCUGCCAUUCUGGCAAACCCCUCUAUCCUGGAAUCAAAAUUUGAGAGGUCUGAUGAGGUGUGUCCUAUACAACUGUGUUCAGGUCUGAUGAGGUGUGUCCCCUAUAUCAAACUGUGUUCAGGUCUGAAUGGAGGUCUGAUGAGGUGUGUCCCCUAUAUCAACUUGUGUUCAGGUCUGAUGAGGUGUGUCCCUAUAUCACAUGUGUUCAGGUCUGAUGAGGUGUGUCCUAUAUUCAGCCCUGUGUUCAGCCGUGUGGCGUUUUUAGCCCAGGCAUCCUGCCCUGCAGGUCAUCCAGUGCCCUUUCCCCAGGGGGGCCUUCCUCUCAUCAACAGCCCAAGAGGAGCCUCUUCCCAGGGGGCUCUUCCUCUCAAUCCACAGCCCAAGAGGAGCCUCUACCCCAUGGGAUAG
This is a messenger RNA of Salvelinus sp. IW2-2015, 1230 nucleotides long. Lineage: Eukaryota; Metazoa; Chordata; Actinopteri; Salmoniformes; Salmonidae. The record is from RefSeq and is a predicted model, not a curated record.